AUGGGCUUAGACGAAGCCAGUGGGGAGAAGGAUGCUCCCUCAGUUCAAUCGUUUCCAUCGACAGAGCCUCGGCCGGUGCCGAACGACAAUGAUGAGAAGAUCGAUACAACAAGACUCUCCGCCAGCGAAGGCGCUACGGAUGAAGAACGAGGCUCAUCCGACCCAGAGUCACCUGGAUUUGUUCGAACAACUCGUGGCUUCAGAUGGUUCCUAGUCGUUGCUGGAACGCUGAGUACAGUCACAUUGUACGCGCUUGAUAACACCAUCGUUGCCGACAUCACGCCCGCCAUCGUCAACAGUCUGGGAGAGGUUGAGAAAACACCAUGGAUCUCUGUUGGAUUCUUUCUGGGCGGGCUGUCCACCAUCUUUAUGGCUGGCAAGGUCUACACUCUGUUCGAUGCCAAGUACCUAUACAUCGCCAGUACGGCACUAUUCAUGAUCGGGUCGGCCAUCUGUGGAGCAGCUUCGAGUAUGGACAUGGAGAUUAUUGGGCGUGUUCUCGCUGGUAUUGGCGGCAACGCCAUGUAUUGUGGAGUCUUGACUAUCUUGUCAGUGAACACCACAGACACCGAGAGGCCAUCCAUUCUGGGCCUUACGGGCAUGGUCUGGGGUGUCUCUACUAUACUGGGUCCCGUUGUUGGUGGUGCGCUUGAACUGUACGACUGGCGCUUUGCCUUCUACAUCAAUCUAUUCAUCGGAGCCCUCUUUGCACCUAUCCUCAUCUUUAUCGUCCCUCGAUACAAUCCACGACAAGGCCACACGGAGCGAAUCAAAUUGCGCGAGUUCGACUACAUUGGCAUUGUUCUCAGCAUCGGGGCCUUCGUUGCCAUCCUGAUGCUGAUCAACCUUGGCGGAACCAUCUACGCUUGGAGCUCAGGUUCGAUGAUAGCGCUAUAUGUUGUCACUCCGCUUUGCUGGAUUGCGCUCUUCGCCCAACAGAUCUUCGUCUUUGGCACAACAAAAACCCAAAGGAUACUACCGUUAGACCUUCUCUCUUCGAAGGAACCGUUGUUGAUCAGCAUUGUGUUCGCUAGCACGAUUGGUGCUAUGUUUGUGCCUAUCUAUUACAUUCCUCUAUACUUCCAAUUCACCCGCGGCGACUCGGCAAUCCUAGCAGCUGUCAGAUUGCUGCCUCUGAUCGUGCUCUAUGUCUUCGUCGUCCUCGUGACCUCUCAAGCACUACCAAGGUUUCCACGCUACAAAUGGUACUUUACGCUGGGUAAUGCGAUAUCACUUCCAGGCAUGGUGAUCCUCUCGAGAAUGGACGAGAACACUAGCAAGGCAACAAUCUACGGAGGCUCGAUCCUCAUUGGCAUUGGCAGCGGCUUCAUCGGUCAAAAUCCCUACGCCGUGGUCCAGGGCAUCCUACCCAUCAAGAACCGACAUAAUGCGACGACUCUGAUGACGGUGGCACAAAUUGGUGGUGCGACGUUCGCGCUGGGCAUAGCUGGCGCCAUCUUCUUCAAUCUUGGCCUGUCUAGCCUACAAGAGCUCCUUCCGAAUGCGGCAUCUGAACAGAUCCAGGGAGUAUUGACGGGGACUAGUGGAGAACUUUACAAGACCCUCUCUGCGGCGCAGCAACAAGACGUGGUGAGGGCUAUUGUUGUGACGAUGCGACAGACGUUCAUCGUUGGCUAUGUUGGCAACAUCGUAGGCCUGCUGUGUGGGCUUGGCAUGAAGAACCAAUCCAUGUUUGUAGGAGGCACUUAA
This is a messenger RNA of Zasmidium cellare ATCC 36951, 1710 nucleotides long. RefSeq lists its product as uncharacterized. Gene Ontology annotation, molecular function: transmembrane transporter activity. The transcript is spliced from 4 exons. Bases 1 to 1710 code for a protein of 569 amino acids. The record is from RefSeq and is a predicted model, not a curated record. Gene Ontology annotation, biological process: transmembrane transport. Lineage: Eukaryota; Fungi; Ascomycota; Dothideomycetes; Mycosphaerellales; Mycosphaerellaceae.